AGCUACAAUCUCAAAUUCUAUAGAAACUAAAGCACCGGAGACAAGGUUGUAUACCCACAUCGAUGAACAACUUGUUAAGACCACUCGAUCACCCCAUAAAUAACGUCCACAAAUAUCAAACAGCAGCCGAGAUGAGACGGCCUUCAAGCUCAGAAGAAGUCGAUGGAACGAGUCAGAGCACAUUUGACCCGAUGAAGCUUUUCAGAGCAAUUACCGAUGAUCUUGACCCCCUUCCAUAUCUAUUCGACAAUAGAAACGACUACUUUGAUCUCGUUGUUCCAUUAUACGAAGCAUCAGUUACGGGCAACUGGGAGAGUGCAAAGUUCAUCUUAGACAAACGCCCGGAUUUGGUACGCUAUGGUCUUGGUAGUCUUGGCACGGCACUACAUGUGGCAGCGACAGCAAAAGAGUCCAAGGAGACCUUACAUUUUGUGAAGAAUCUAGUAAAUAUGAUGACCGGAGAUGAGCUGCAACUUCAAAAUAGAAAUUCCAACACUGCGUUUUGGAUAGCAUGUGCAAAUGGAAAAAUAAACAUGGCUAAGAUUAUGAUGGAAAAGAAUAGUAGUGUGUUGCACAUUCGUGGUAAUCUACGAUUGUAUCCAUUGACUGUUGGUGUUGAGUCAGGGACACGGGACCUAGUGAAAUGGUUAUACAAUAAUUUUGGGAAGAUGAAUGGCGACCACUGGGGAGAUGAUGAUAGGGAUUUCGUACUCUAUUCAUGUGUGAUUCGAGGUUUCUUUGAUAUUGCAAUCCAAAUUCUCAAGGACUACCCAGAAUAUCCUCUUCCUCGGCAUGUGCCUGACCUACUUAAUGUUUUGGCUGAGAAGCGCAAUUCAUUUGAUAAAGGAGAAAAGAAGCUGAUCACGAGAAUCAUAGAACCAAUUUAUAGAUUAUUUGGUAUGAGCUUAGAAGAGGAUACCGAUGCACUGAAAGUACUAGAAAUCAUUUGGAAACGUGCCACAAAAACAAUGGACUUCAAAGAAAUUCAGAGUAUGCUCAAAGUGUCUAGAUCUUCUGGAAUAUUAUUUGAUGCUGCAAGAAGCGGCAACACUAGGUUUAUAGUUGAGGUGCUUCGUAGAUAUCCUGAUUUGAUGUUUGAAAUAAAUGAAGAUGGGCACACUAUAUUUCAUAUAGCUGUAAUGCAUCGUAAUCAAGGUAUUUGCAACCUAUUGUACGAGAUAGGGGACGGCUCCAGAAACAACAUAUGCCGACUAACUGACAAGAACAAAAAUAAUAUACUUCAUUUAGUUGGUAAGAGUUCAAAAGAGAUGGCAACUAAGAUGUCUGGAGCAUCUUUGCUAAUGCAACGAGAAUUAUUGUGGUUCCAGGUAUAAGCUUUAGAUUAAUGUCCCAAAACUCCUUAAUAAGCUACAUAGUAAUUAUAAUGUGAAACCGGUUAAUCUCUUAACAUCAUGUACAUAGUUAGAUAGUUAGAAUUAUUAUUAAGUAGCGGUUACAAAGUACGAGGACCAAAGUUGACAAAGUGGAAGUUGGAAACUACCCUAAUAACCGAAUGGGUGUGUCUCUACACACAUACCAUUUCGGAAUCGGUGCAAGGAAAAGAACAAAGGGACGCGACUGUUGAUCGAGUGGACGACAUUCAACACACCUCUUCAAGAUUCAAUCAUAGCCACAUAUCCAAGAGACGUGUCCUUUCACGAAGAGACGCAACUCUUCACUCGUACCCGUAGGAAACUAUAAAUAGGAUAGAUUGUUUUCAUUUGUAAAACACACUCUCAUUCGAUUUGUAAACAUUCAUUCGUUUAUUACAAGUUAUUGUUAUUCAAGUUAUUCACGCUCAUUUAGAGAUCAAGAUCCAAGUUCGGGC
This is a messenger RNA of Helianthus annuus (common sunflower), 1828 nucleotides long. RefSeq lists its product as uncharacterized. NCBI's taxonomy places the organism in Eukaryota, Viridiplantae, Streptophyta, Magnoliopsida, Asterales, Asteraceae. The transcript has 5 exons. The record is from RefSeq and is a predicted model, not a curated record. Bases 63 to 1334 code for a protein of 423 amino acids. Gene Ontology annotation, molecular function: protein binding.